AUGAGCUCUGACCCUUCCACCGCUCUCCGUGACCUCCGGGACACCCUCCGCCAACCCCUCUCAUCGACCGAGGCCCUGACCUCCGCCCUCUCCCUUGUCCUUUCCCCGCUCGACCUCCACCCUACCUCCGUCCCGCCCUCUUCCGCCUCUGCAGCAGCUGUGGCAGCCAUCCAGCGUUAUCUUCCCACGAUCCAGCUCAGUCUAUUGACGGACCAUCUUCCGACCUUCCUUCACGCUCUUGGCGAAGACGACCUCCUCGUCGUUGAGAGGUUCUUUUGCCCCCCAAAGUCUGCUACGCUCGGGGCUUUGCGAGUAGGAAGGACCAUAGCGGGUGUAUCAUACACUACCCUCCCCUCGUUACUAUCGUCGAAAUCAGCCGGAGGGGCGGGCAGUACAGCGCUUCCCGCGCAGAGCAGGGAUCACCUACUUUCCUCCCUGGACAAGCUCGCGGCGACAUACGGGAUAGACGACCUCUACUGGUCCAUCUGGGCCAGCGGGGGAGAAUCACAAGCGGAGAGCUCCAAAGAUGGCGGAUUGAGGGCGCUGAGGUGGGAGGAGGCGGUGAAGGCGGUGACGAGUCUGCCCGCCAGGGUAGCCAAUGCAGCCGGACGGUGGGGUGAGGAGGGCUGGAAAGGGAUUGCUCCGGCUGCUUUGGCGUCAAGAUCUUACUUCGGACGAAUGAUCAUACGGCUCGAAAGCCUGAUGCACGAGCUCAAGUUGGACCCCUCCUCCGCCGAUCGGAUCCAGCUCGUCUUCCACCGCCUGGGGUCGAUAGGCUUAUUGUCUCAAAGCUCAAAUACGGAUCUCAUGCCGACCCUUCUCCCGGCCAUACUAUCGCACUUACACCCACCGCCGCCCCUCUCGCCUUACCCCGCUACAUACCUUCCGGGGAUCUUCCUCGGUCUCCCAGCUUCCAUGCUGAAUCCUGUCGUUUCUUCCCUCCUCACCAGCCUGUCCAGGCACAUCGGACCUCUCGCACCCAAUUCACCGGAUGAACAGGUCAAGCGCGCCAGCGAUGCAUUAUCCAGCAUCAUCGGAUCCGCCAACGCCCGCGGAGAAGCGUGGGACGCUGUCCUCCGAGCGACACUCGCCCCCGGGACGACCCGGAAUGAUGACCAGACCCGCAUCGUCGUGGCGUGGAUAUCCUGCACCCCAGCCUCGAUCCAGCCAUUCAUCGAAGCGGUACUCUCCACUUGGUCUUCCCCCAAACACAUCAAGUACGCCCUCUACUCCCCUCAAUUCCAGCUCGCGUACACUCUCCUCCUCUCCAUUUCUCUCCUCCCGCCACAUCACCCUUAUCUGGUGCGCAUCGCCACCCGGCCAGACGUACUCGGCGCGUGCUCAUCGUACCUCUCACAUCCGGACGGCUCGGUCCGGCGCCUAGGGCUGCUCGUAGCAGAGGUGCUGUCAGAGUUGACAAUCAAGGAGGAAGGGAACGUGGAACAGGAGGAGAAGCAGGAGACGGAAGAUUUGAUGCGGGGGCUCGAGAUUGAUGAGGAUACGGGAAGGCCAAAAGGGGUGGAUAAAGCCCCAAAAGGCAUCAAAAGGUUGAGAUUCGGAGGAGGAAUGUGGGACGGAGUAGGGGAUGGGAGGGAGGAAGCGAGGUGGUUGAGGUCGGCGGUGGGCGUGAGGGAUGGCGAUGCUGUACUUGCUGAAGGAGGGGAUUGUAUGUUGGGGUGGAAGCUGGCAACUGUGGAUGGGGAAGAGGCCCCGGCUCGAAUUCGGGCGACCCCGGUCAAUGCGUCGACUCGCGGUCGACCAGAGAAGAAAAGCUCGAAACCUCCGGUCACAAAGCCCAAACCGAAAAUUAUCAUGCUGGACGACACCGAUCCCCUCGUCUCUUAUUCUCCCCCACAUUCCCCCUCAUCCUCCCGUUCUCCCUCGCCUACCCCCUCAUACCUUGAGGAGAUCGCCGCAGAUCCCUCGCUCGCGCUCGACGCCACCCAGAAGAAGAAGGUCACUCGUCCGGUCUACAUCUUGCAACUUCUCCAGCUCCUCCGCGAGAAGGAUAGCCCGGAUGCCAUCGAGAUGGCAAUGAGGCAUGGAGAGGAGCUCAUCCGCGCCAAGCGCGGGUAUGGGCUAGAGUUGGCCGAGAAUGCCGUACCACUGGCGGGGCAUUUGAUGGGGAUGAGCAAUCAGUACGCCCUGGAUGAGUGGGAAGAGAGGAGGCAGGGGAUGGUGACUGCGUUAGUCGCGUGUGCGCCGAAACCGGUUGCUCCGUACCUCGCCCAGCAGUACUUUGUCAACCAGUACUCGCUCCAACAGAAAUCAAUCAUGCUUACUGCGAUCUCGAUGGGUGCGCGCGAACUCGCCGGUCUCGCCGUCCCGGACAUCACGACUCGGCGGGUCGACUUUCCAUCUCGCACCCUUCCUCCCGCUCUCCACAAGAAGUACAUCAGCGUCGCCGAUAAUCACCCCUCCCAGCAAGCUGGCAAUAACCAGAUCGAGGCAGCAGUGGAGGGCGUCCGGGGGAUCUUGCUGGAUAAGGGCGCAAGACGGGCUGCGGAAGUCCUCCCGGACGUGGCUAGGGAGAAGCGUCUCCGCGUCGGUACCCUCAGAGACCGCCAGCUUCUCGAUCGGCGACACGAAGAAGAGCGACAACUUCAGCGAACCACCCAGACACCCGUCGUUGCGUAUUCCGCGGUCGCCGCCGAAUACUUCAUCAUGCCUUUGGUCAACAGGUUCUGGACGCACUUUCAGGACGACUCUGUCCGCGAGUCCCGAGCACUGGCGACGGGGACAAGAUUCAGGGGUGCCGGAGCAGGCAUGGUUUUCUCCCCGAUGGCGCUGGAGAAGUUCCUCAUGACGCUUGCACUACUAGUGCACGCGGCGCGGAACUCGGCGGCAUUCCUCGCUGUCCUAGCGCCUGAGGUCAUCGAGCUGGGACUGACAGUGGGAAGUCGUCAUUCUCAUCGGCCGGAGAUGGACUUAGGCGAUGACGCUGAGAGAGGGGACGCCGGGUCCAAGGCGGAAAGUCAGGUCGUAGGGGGCGCGCUGGAGCUGGUGCUCGUCGCCCUGGAUCUGAGUGGGGAGGUAGAUGCCGGGCGAACGAUCUGUGGGGAUAAGCCGGAACUGGUGCUCGCUGCGGGAGAGUGGGCGCAAGGUGUGUUUGACGUAGAGAGCAGGGGAGGCAAGGUAGUCGGUGGUCAAGGAGGAAGGGAAGGGCGAAUCAAGGGCGCGGCGGCUGGGGUGGUGGUGAGGGCCGGGGAGAUGAUAGAGAAGUGGGGGUCAGGAAGGCGAUAG
Molecule: messenger RNA, 3243 nt
Organism: Dioszegia hungarica
Lineage: Eukaryota; Fungi; Basidiomycota; Tremellomycetes; Tremellales; Bulleribasidiaceae
Product: telomere length regulation protein-domain-containing protein
Exons: 4
Coding region: 1-3243 (1080 amino acids)
Biological process (GO): protein stabilization; telomere maintenance via telomerase
Cellular component (GO): cytosol
Molecular function (GO): telomeric repeat DNA binding; Hsp90 protein binding
Source: RefSeq, a predicted model, not a curated record